AUGGAGGAGACAAGGAUUAGUGGUGAUGACAACCCCGGCGCAGGGAGCACCGCGGCUGACCCCUCUUCCCCCUUCACCCCCUACGCCGCCGGCUGCGCCCCUUCGUCUCGAGGCCCCGGAGCGGCGACGGACGAUGGCGAAGAGGAGAUCGCCCACCUCAUCAAGAAGUGCGAGUGGUGCGCGACCACGAAGGCCAAACUCCGGCAAUGCUUCAUGAAGGCACACGCGCAGGUCCUUCGCAGCGUGCGAGUUUCCCGGGACGGCGAGCACUUCGUGUGCCUCGCCACCGGAAAGGUGUUCCCCCGGAAGAGCCAAGAUUUCAAGAAGUUCUACAUGCGGUUGAAGCCGGGGACGCGGCCGAGCCCCGCCAGGCCCGUCGCCGGCUGGCUCUGCGUCCCGGGCGCCUCGAACGUGGGCGAGGAGACAGUCCCGGCUCGGGGUAGCGGCCGCGCACCUCGCGGGCCCCCUGAUGACGGCGACGGCGACGGCGAUGAACCUUCGCGCCGGGCCGUGCGCCCCGGCUGGGUCUGGAUUCAAGAAGAUGAUGACGAGGACGAGGAUGGGAACGGCGGUGGUGGCGGCGCGGUUGCUGCUGAAAGAGCGGGGGCAGGGGGGGCGGACGAGAACGGGGGUGAAGGAAAAGCGGCGGCGGCGGCGGCGGCGGCAGCAGCGGCGGGAGCAGCGCCGUCAUCUUCGACCAAGCGCAAGAGGUCCUCGGCGGGAGGGCCUCGAGAGGAGGGGGGCGCGGGGGGGGGGACAGCGGCGGCGGCGGCGAAGCGCAGGAAGUCGCGCAGAUCGGGCGCCGGAGUGCGAGUCAGCCCUGUCGGGAGCGGCGGCAGGCUCGGCGAAGACAGUUCAGCGGGGGGGAACGGCGAGAGAAAAGCAGCAAAGCCCUCAACUGCCAAGAACCGGGGCGGAGUUGCGGCUCGGGUAGGAGCCCCCCCCCCGGGGGAGGAAGAGGCGAGGGGCUCAAGUGAAGGGCCGCCCUCCAUGUCCGACUUGGCCACCAAGGACGAGGUGCAGCAGGCAUUGGCGUGGAAGCUGAGGGCUUGCGACGAGCGGGAGUCGGAGCUGAACGGCGUCAUCGCAAGAGCCAACGCUGCGCUGGAGGAGAACGACGACCGCCGGAAGGCGGCGGUUGCCGAGAGCGAGAGGCAGCUCCUGUCGAUCAUCGCGCAGCGAGAGGCCAAGGCGGCCUACUGGGAAAAGGCAAGUCGUGACCCGCGUCCGUUUUUGUUCUACUGCGGCGAGCAUGACGCUGGGCGCUGA
Messenger RNA from Ectocarpus siliculosus, 1269 nucleotides. The record is from the annotation of a GenBank genome assembly. Lineage: Eukaryota; Phaeophyceae; Ectocarpales; Ectocarpaceae.